UGCCUGUAAUCUGAUUUCAAAAGUCGACAAAGCGUCUUCAGAUAAAUACAAAACAGCUUGGGCGUUUUAUUUCUAUUCGCACCAGCUCAGCGGAAUAUCUGUAAGUGUGAGCUCCCAGGUGUUUAAGCCAUACUCUCGCAGAAGUGGGACAAUCAAGAAGGAAGUGUUGAAAUGUAUGAACAUCGUCCAAACAGCUGCUAUAACUGGCAUCCGAUAAGAUAUUUAAAAUUACUGAAGUCUAAUAUACAGAAGGUAAACGUGGACUUAGUAAUGAAAACGCAACGUAAAUUUCACGAUUCUUCGAAAAAUUGUGGUUUCAUAGCAGCAAUUAAAGAAACUGCGUCUUUGAACUACGUAAAAAUAAGGGUCCAGAAGUUCAAGAGACCAGUUGCAAUAAUGAUUCAAAAACGGCCGUUCCUGAACUUAAAAGAUCAUGGAAAAAAUUCGCUCCAGUAUGCUAUAAAAACGCCAGUGUUUUAUGAAUGGUUGCAAUGCAAAAAUACCGAGAAGUAAACGAGCUUAUUUCAAUUCCUUCAUGCAGCUGUCAAGAAAGGAUUCAAAUGGACCCUAAGUCGCAAUGUUGUUCAAAGCGAUUAAUAUUAUAUAAAAUUCAAAAAUGGAUACAACUCGUGUAUUUUAAAGAUAUGUAAUUUACUCGAGGCAUAGCUAUCAAACCAAUAUAUUUGACGUUUGUAUUUAA
Bactrocera oleae (olive fruit fly) is the source of this 700-nucleotide messenger RNA. NCBI's taxonomy places the organism in Eukaryota, Metazoa, Arthropoda, Insecta, Diptera, Tephritidae. The record is from RefSeq and is a predicted model, not a curated record.